Messenger RNA from Acanthisitta chloris (rifleman), 3757 nucleotides. RefSeq names its product tectonin beta-propeller repeat containing 2 (gene TECPR2). The transcript is spliced from 16 exons. Gene Ontology annotation, molecular function: protein binding. The annotation marks the transcript as partial. Lineage: Eukaryota; Metazoa; Chordata; Aves; Passeriformes; Acanthisittidae. The record is from RefSeq and is a predicted model, not a curated record.
AUGGCAUCUGUGGCUUCAUCAGUUAUAUUUAAGGAAUUUUGUCCCUUGUAUUAUCUCCUCAAUGCCAUUCCUGCAAAGAUCCAAAAAGGCUUUCGCUCUAUUGUGGUGUACCUCACAGCACUUGAUACCAAUGGAGACUACAUUGCUGUGGGGAGCAGCAUUGGAAUGCUUUACCUCUAUUGCAGACACUUAAACCAGAUGAAAAAGUAUAAUUUUGAGGGGAAGUGUGAAUCUAUUACUUUUGUAAAGCUGCUGAGUUGUUUUGAUGAUCUGGUUGCUGUUGGCACAGUCUCAGGUCGGGUGGCAGUUUUUCAGCUUGUGUCUUCAUUGCCUGGAAGAAACAAACAGCUCCGGAGGUUUGACGUCGCAGGCAUCCACAAAAGCAGCAUUACAGCUUUAGCUUGGAGCCCCAAUGGGAUGAAAUUAUUCUCUGGAGAUGACAAAGGGAAGAUUGUCUACUCGGCCCUAGACCUGGACCGGGGUACUUGCAACUCCAGCCUGGUGUUGGAAGAACCAUCUUCAAUUGUCCAGCUGGAUUACAACCAGAAAGUGCUGCUUGUCUCCACCUUACAACGGACUCUGCUUUUUUACACAGAAGAGAAAUCUGUCAACCAAGUUGGAACACAGCCCAGAAAAAAUUCUGGGAAGUUUGGAGCAUGUUUCAUCCCUGGGCUGUGUAAACAGAGUGACCUGACACUGUUUGCUGCCAGGCCUGGGCUGCGUCUCUGGAAAUCUGAUGUUCACGGGACUGUUCAGGCCACAUUCAUACUGAAAGAUGUGUUUGCUGGAGGAAUAAAAACCUUUGAACUGUAUCCUCGUUUGGAACCACCUGACAGAGGAAGUUACAGCUCUCCAGAGAAACACCUUGGGCUUGUGUCGUGCUUUUUCCGAGAAGGAUGGGUGCUGACCUGGAACGAGUACAGCAUCUACUUGCUAGACACUGUGAACCAGGCUUUGAUUGGUGGCUUGGAAGGAUAUGGUGAUAUUGUGUCUGUAUCCUGUACCAACAAUGAGAUUUUCCUCCUAAAGGGAGAUAGAGACAUCAUAAGAAUUUCAAGCAGACCUGAAGGAUUGUCAUCCAUGGAUGUGAAUUCAAAGUUGUUGAAUCCUUUAACAGAUACAAGUCCUAAAUUGCUGACCCCAUCAUCAGUAGUUUCAUCUGUAUCCUCCAGCCCUUCAGUGGAAACAGAUAAAAAAAUGGUUACUUCCCCUUCACUUACUGGUGAUAAAAAUGGCUCUUCAAUGAAGGAUGAUCUGGGAACUCCAACUCUAUCAGAGAAAAGUUUUGAUAGAGUGGGAGACUUGAGCCACGAAACCAGAAGAAGAGGCUGCUCUGUGGUGAGUGAGUCACGGAGCAGGAGCAGUUCUGUGAACUCUGUGGACAGUGGCUCAAGCUUUAUGUGUGCAGACCAACUAUCAGAAGCUCAGAGAGAAGCCCAGCUGUCUUCUCAGCGGUUCGAACUCCAACUCAUUGUUAAGCCCAUUAAAGUCAAGAAGAAGAAGAAGAAGAAACAGGAAAGUGGGACAAGGAGAAGCCACAGCUCUCUGGAAGGUACACCCAUUUAUGAGCGUCAGCUCUCUGGUGACAGUCCACACUCGCUGAACGCAGACUCCUUCUCCAUGACUUCCAGCCUGAUGAGUGGCAGCAUUGACCAUUUGAGUACUGGGUCUCCAGACCAGGAGAGCAUGUUCAGUAUGGAGUCCCAUACAGUCCUGCAAGAAGAUAAUGGCUCAGAAACUUUCAGUGUCCUACAGUCUCCUGAGUCAGGGACUGUGCUGAUUAGUGAGGAAAAUGGAGAUGUUGUUGAUUUACAGAAACUUCCAAACAGUGACAGUGGCACAGGUGCUUCAACUAUUGUAGAUAUUUUGACAUCUGCAUCUCCUCUGAUGCUCACAGAAGAUGUGACAGGCAGUGUUGGUGGUGAAUGUAAUGGUGGUGUGGUUUCUGCAAGCAAUGAGUGCUGCCCUGGGGAGCUGAGCCAAGGGGAGGAACAGGAUUUCCCUACGUUGUGUAAAAUAGAUGAGGACUUAGAUCAAAUGAAGCUGCAGGAGGCUGAAAAAUCUUUUGAAGAGCCAGACCUUACAGACCAGAUGUUUUUUGAAUAUGACAGUAUCCUUGGUGUCCAGACAUCACUGGCACCAAAGGAAAGUGAUGAGACUGGUAGGGAAGACCAGCAGCAGCUCUCCCUAAUCCACAGUGCUCUGUCAGACCCUUCUGCACUCCAGGCUGACAUCUCUAACGAGGUUUAUUCAGACAGCACUUCCAUUUCUGGGUGGAAUUUUGAAAGUGCAAUCAGAGCUAAAUCCACUACUAGCACUGCUGAAUGGGUAGCAGACACUCAGGAAAGUAAGACUGAGAAAUCUGCCUCAAGUGAUGAAGAGGAUAUUUAUGGACAUGGGUUACCAUAUUCAUCUUCAGAGACCAGCAUGCCUGAAGCUGGAGCUGUGCCUGGUUCACAGGACGUGGCCAAGAUCAGCCUAGAUGAAAUGGUGUUGUUAAAAUCUGACCAGUUUGCAGAGAGCUGGAUGGGAUACUCUGGCCCUGGGUAUGGCAUCCUGAGCCUGGUUGUGUCAGAGAAGUACAUUUGGUGCCUGGACUACCGGGGCAGCCUGUACUGCAGUGCCCUUCCCGCAGCCGGGCUGCGCUGGCAGAAGUUUGAGGAUGGAGUCCAGCAAGUUGCAGUUUCCCCCUCAGGGGCUCUGCUCUGGAAGAUUGAACAGAAGACUAACAAAGCAUUUGCUUGUGGAAAAGUAACUAUCAAAGGAAAACGCCACUGGUAUGAGGCUUUACCCCAGGCUGUGUUUGUGGCUUUAAGUGAUGACACUGCCUGGAUUAUCAGAACGAACGGAGAUCUGUAUCUGCAAACAGGCCUGAGUGUGGACCGUCCCUGUGCCCGAGCAGUAAAGGUUGACUGCCCUUGUCCACUGUCACAGGUCACAUCCAGGAACAACGUGGUGUGGGCCCUGAGCGAGCAGCGGGCGCUGCUGUACCGCGAGGGCGUGCGCAGCUUCUGUCCGGAGGGAGAGCAGUGGAAGAGUGACAUCGUCAGUGAGAUGCAGGCUCUGGAACCAGUGUGCAUAACCCUUGGAGAUCAGCAGACACUAUGGGCUUUGGACAUCCAUGGAAAUCUCUGGUUCAGGACUGGUAUAGUUUCAAAGAAACCACAAGGAGAUGAUAACCAUUGGUGGCAAGUAAGCAUCACUGAUUAUGUAGUGUUUGACCAGUGCAGCCUGUUCCAGACAAUAAUCCAGGCAACUCACACAGUGGCAACAGCAGCUCAGGCACCUGUGGAGAAAGUGGCUGACAAACUUCGAAUGGCAUUUUGGUCCCAGCAGCUUCAGUGUCAGCCAAGCCUCCUUGGAGUUAAUGGCAGUGGAGUCUGGAUCUCUUCAGGCAAAAAUGAAUUCCAUGUAGCAAAGGGGAACUUAGUAGGCACUUACUGGAACCACAUUGUGCCUCGUGGCACUGCUUCUGCCACAAAGUGGAUUUUUGUGUUGGCUUCCACAGCUUCAUCCAAAGAAGGAAGCUUUCUGUGGCUGUGCCAAAGCAACAAGGAUCUGUUUUGUGUCAGUGAUCAGAAUCCUCAGUUUCAUCCUUCUACGGUGCAGCUGCCACCGGAGGCCGAAAUGGUGCACUACUCUGCCUGCCAGGAUGCCAUCUGGGGCUUGGAUAGUCUGGGGCAGAUAUUUAUCAGAACCCUCUCACCCAGCUGCCCAACAGGGAUGCACUGGACAAAACUGGAUCUCUCCCAACUAG